Molecule: messenger RNA, 6856 nt
Organism: Ricinus communis (castor bean)
Lineage: Eukaryota; Viridiplantae; Streptophyta; Magnoliopsida; Malpighiales; Euphorbiaceae
Exons: 18
Coding region: 242-6667 (2141 amino acids)
Biological process (GO): cell morphogenesis
Cellular component (GO): site of polarized growth; cell cortex
Source: RefSeq, a predicted model, not a curated record
ACAGAACGGUUAAGAGCGGUACCGUUUUAACUCCAAGUUUUAAAAUCCUUUCUGAAUCGAUCAAAACAGAGAGAAAAAAAAAAGAAAAAGAAACAGAGGAUCCUGUUCUUGUUCUUGUUGCUUACUUAGAUCCUCCAAUUUUUAUUCUUUUAGAGAGAAAUGGCUCCAACUUGAAGCAAUAGUUUACGAAAGCCAUUAAAAUUUUGUGUUUUAAGCUAGUGGGGAUUGGAAUAUAUUAAAGAUGAAAGCAGGAAGCGCUGCAAAACUGAUUGUUGAUGCGCUUCUGCAACGGUUUCUUCCGUUGGCCAGACGCCGCAUUGAAACAGCUCAAGCUCAGGAUGGACAGUACCUUCGACCUUCAGACCCGGCCUAUGAGCAGGUUCUGGACUCUUUGGCUAUGGUUGCACGGCAUACACCUGUACCUCUUUUAGAAGCUCUUCUUAGAUGGCGAGAGAGUGAAUCUCCUAAAGGUGCAAAUGAUGCUUCUACCUUCCAAAGAAAGCUUGCAGUGGAGUGUAUUUUUUGCUCAGCAUGUAUUCGUUUUGUGGAGUGCUGUCCUCAGGAAGGACUUACUGAGAAGCUUUGGUCUGGGCUUGAGAAUUUUGUUUUUGACUGGCUAAUCAAUGCCGACAGGGUUGUAAGCCAAAUCGAAUAUCCCUCAUUGGUUGAUUUGCGAGGGCUCCUUUUGGACUUAGUUGCUCAACUCUUAGGUGCAUUAUCUCGUAUCAGGUUUAGUUCUGCAACUGAGCGCUUUUUUAUGGAAUUAAACACUCGUCGGAUUGACACUAGUGUUGCCCGGAGUGAAACACUGAGUAUCAUCAACGGAAUGCGCUACCUAAAACUUGGGGUUAAAACUGAGGGAGGUCUGAAUGCAUCUGCUUCCUUUGUGGCGAAAGCAAACCCUCUUAACCGUGCUCCCCAUAAACGCAAAAGUGAGCUUUACCAUGCAUUGUGUAAUAUGCUAUCAAAUAUUCUUGCUCCGCUAGCAGAUGGUGGCAAAAGCCAGUGGCCCCCUUCAGGUGUAGACAAUGCACUUACACUGUGGUAUGAGGCUGUUGGGCGAAUAAGAGGGCAACUUAUAACUUGGAUGGAUAAACAAAGCAAACAUAUAGCUGUUGGCUACCCUCUGGUGACUCUUCUCCUCUGUCUUGGUGACCCUCAAAUAUUUCACAGCAGCUUGAGUCAUCACAUGGAGCAACUGUACAAGCUCUUAAGAGACAAGAACCAUCGCUUCAUGGCUUUGGACUGCCUUCAUCGAGUUUUGAGGUUUUACUUGAGUGUUCAUGCUGCUAGUCAGGCCCCGAAUCGUAUUUGGGAUUACUUAGACAGCGUGACUUCUCAACUCUUAACAGUUUUGAGGAAAGGAAUGCUUACUCAGGAUGUCCAACAUGACAAACUAGUUGAGUUCUGUGUGACGAUUGCUGAGCAUAACCUUGAUUUUGCUAUGAACCAUAUGAUAUUAGAAUUGCUAAAGCAAGACAGUCUGAGCGAAGCAAAGGUUAUUGGUCUUCGUGCUUUGCUUGCGAUUGUUAUGUCACCUUCAAGCCAGCAUGUGGGGCUGGAAAUAUUUAAAGGACAUGAUAUUGGCCACUACAUACCAAAAGUUAAGGCUGCUAUUGAGUCGAUUUUGAGAUCUUGUCAUAGGACCUAUUGCCAGGCUCUUUUGACUUCUUCAAAGACUACAAUUGAUGCUGUAACCAAAGAAAAGUCCCAAGGAUAUCUCUUCCGGUCAGUCCUAAAGUGUAUACCGUACCUGAUAGAAGAAGUUGGCCGAAGCGAUAAGAUUACUGAAAUAAUCCCACAACACGGCAUAAGCAUUGAUCCAGGUGUUCGUGAGGAGGCUGUACAAGUAUUGAAUAGAAUAGUUAGAUACCUUCCCCAUCGUCGAUUUGCAGUUAUGAGAGGGAUGGCCAACUUCAUACUUCGGCUUCCUGAUGAAUUCCCUCUCCUCAUUCAAACUUCGUUGGGACGCUUGCUGGAACUCAUGCGUUUUUGGAGAGCUUGUUUGCUUGAUGAUAAACUAGAAGUUGGCGUUGAUGAUACAAAGCGUGGGGUACAGCGAAAUGAAGGAUUCAAGAAGUCCUCUUUUCAUCAAACAGAAGUGAUUGAGUUUCGCGCAUCUGAGAUUGAUGCAGUCGGUCUUAUUUUCCUUAGUUCUGUGGAUAGCCAGAUUCGUCAUACAGCAUUGGAGUUAUUGCGCUGUGUACGUGCAUUAAGGAAUGAUAUAAGAGAUCUUACAUUAUUUGAGCAAGUGGACAAUAAUCUGAGAUUUGAACCCGAACCAAUUUUUGUAAUUGAUGUCCUAGAAGAACAUGGGGAUGACAUUGUCCAGAGCUGCUAUUGGGAUUCUGGACGUCCAUUUGAUUUGAGACGAGAGUCUGAUGCUAUUCCUCCUGAAGUGACACUUCAAUCUAUAAUAUUUGAGAGUCCUGAUAAGAACAGGUGGGCGAGGUGUCUUAGUGACCUUGUCAAAUAUGCUGCUGAGCUUUGUCCAAACUCUAUUCAGGAAGCCAAGGUAGAGGUUGUACAACGGCUUGCCCAUAUCACACCAGUUGAGUUAGGUGGAAAGGCUCAUCAGUCACAGGAUGCAGACAACAAGCUGGAUCAGUGGCUCAUGUAUGCUAUGUUUGCAUGUUCAUGUCCACCGGAUAGUAGAGAAGUUGGUGGCUUAGCUGCAACCAAAGAUCUAUACCAUCUUAUUUUCCCCUCGCUGAAAUCUGGAUCUGAAGCAAACGUACAUGCAGCUACCAUGGCUCUUGGUCAUUCACACUUGGAAGCAUGUGAAAUCAUGUUUAGUGAGCUUUCAUCUUUUAUUGAUGAAGUCUCUUCAGAAACUGAGGGAAAACCGAAAUGGAAGUCUCAAAAGUCUCGUCGUGAAGAACUACGUAUCCAUAUUGCAAAUAUAUAUCGCACUGUUGCUGAGAAAAUCUGGCCUGGCAUGCUGAGUCGUAAGCCGGUUUUCCGUCUCCAUUAUCUUAGAUUCAUUGAUGAAACAACCAGACAGAUCUUAACAGCAGCAGCUGAGAACUUUCAAGAAAUGCAACCUCUUCGUUAUGCGCUUGCUUCUGUUCUCAGAUCUCUUGCACCUGAAUUUGUCGAGUCAAAAUCUGAGAAAUUUGACCUCAGAACUAGAAAGCGAUUAUUUGAUCUUCUUUUGUCUUGGAGUGAUGAAACUGGCAGUACAUGGGGGCAGGAUGGUGUUAAUGAUUACCGACGUGAUGUUGAACGAUACAAGGCCUCACAGCACAACCGUUCAAAAGAUUCAAUAGACAAAAUCUCAUUUGAUAAAGAGCUGAAUGAACAAAUUGAGGCAAUCCAGUGGGCCUCAAUGAAUGCUAUGGCUUCACUUUUGUAUGGGCCUUGCUUUGAUGACAAUGCCAGGAAAAUGAGUGGCAGGGUGAUAUCUUGGAUCAACAGUUUGUUCAAUGACCCUGCACCUAGGGCUCCAUUUGGUUACUCUCCAUCAACUCCAUCUCACUCCAAGUAUGCAGGUGAAGGUGGCCGUGGAGCUGCUGGUCGUGACAGACAUAGAGGUGGCCAGCAUCGUGUUUCCUUAGCAAAAUUGGCUUUAAAGAAUCUUCUUCUUACAAAUUUGGACCUUUUCCCUUCUUGCAUUGAUCAGUGCUACUAUUCUGAUGCUGCUAUAGCUGAUGGUUACUUCAGUGUCUUAGCUGAGGUUUACAUGCGCCAAGAGAUACCAAAAUGUGAAAUACAGAGGCUUUUAAGCCUGAUCCUGUACAAAGUUGUGGACCCAAAUAGACAAAUUCGUGAUGAUGCCCUUCAGAUGCUUGAAACACUUUCCGUCCGUGAGUGGGCUGAAGAUGGCAUUGAGGGCUCAGGAAGCUAUGGAGCUGCUGUUGUUGGCAAUCUCCCUGAUUCAUACCAACAAUUCCAAUACAAGCUAUCCUGUAAACUUGCUAAAGAUCACCCUGAAUUAAGCCAGCUUCUUUGUGAGGAGAUCAUGCAGAGGCAGCUCGAUGCUGUUGAUAUAAUUGCACAGCAUCAGGUCUUAACAUGCAUGGCCCCUUGGAUUGAGAACCUCAAUUUCUGGAAACUCAAGGAUUCAGGUUGGAGUGAAAGAUUACUGAAGAGUCUUUACUACGUAACAUGGCGACAUGGUGAUCAGUUCCCUGAUGAAAUUGAAAAACUAUGGAGCACAAUUGCUAGCAAGCCAAGGAACAUUAGUCCAGUUCUAGAUUUCUUGAUCACAAAAGGGAUUGAAGAUUGUGAUUCAAAUGCAUCUGCCGAAAUAAGUGGUGCAUUUGCUACAUAUUUCUCAGUUGCCAAACGGGUGAGCUUAUAUUUAGCACGGAUAUGUCCACAACGCACAAUUGAUCACCUGGUCUACCAAUUGGCUCAGCGAAUGUUGGAAGAUAGCAUUGAACCAGUUGUGCAAAGUGCAACUAAGGGUGAAGCAAAUGGGAAUUUUGUGUUGGAAUUCUCGCAGGGGCCUGCAGUGGCCCAAAUCGCCUCUGUGGUGGACACCCAACCACACAUGUCACCAUUGCUUGUCCGUGGUUCCCUUGAUGGUCCCCUUAGAAAUACUAGUGGAAGUUUGAGCUGGCGAACAGCAGGUGUGACAGGGCGGAGUGUCUCGGGCCCUUUAAGUCCAAUGCCUCCAGAGUUGAAUGUUGUUCCAGUGACUACAGGACGGUCAGGCCAGCUCAUUCCAGCAUUGGUGAACAUGUCAGGUCCUUUGAUGGGAGUUAGAAGUUCAACAGGAAGUUUGCGGAGCCGCCAUGUUUCUCGGGAUAGUGGAGACUACCUUAUUGACACACCGAACUCUGGUGAAGAUGGGUUGCAUCCUGGAGUUGCUAUGCAUGGUGUUAGCGCCAAAGAACUUCAGUCGGCGUUGCAGGGGCAUCAACAGCAUUCACUAACUCAUGCAGAUAUAGCAUUGAUACUACUGGCAGAAAUUGCAUAUGAGAAUGAUGAAGAUUUCCGCGAGCACUUGCCUCUGCUUUUUCAUGUCACAUUCGUCUCAAUGGAUAGUUCAGAAGAUAUUGUGCUAGAGCACUGCCAGCAUUUGCUUGUUAAUCUGUUAUACUCACUCGCAGGUCGGCACUUGGAACUGUAUGAGGUAGAAAACAGUGAUGGAGAGAACAAGCAGCAAGUUGUCAGUCUGAUCAAGUAUGUCCAGUCAAAGCGAGGGAGCAUGAUGUGGGAGAAUGAGGACCCCACAGUUACAAGAACUGAACUUCCAAGUGCAGCACUCCUGUCGGCACUUGUACAGAGUAUGGUUGAUGCUAUUUUUUUCCAAGGAGAUCUCCGCGAGACGUGGGGUGCUGAGGCACUCAAGUGGGCCAUGGAAUGCACAUCAAGGCACCUUGCAUGCCGCUCACACCAGAUUUACCGAGCAUUGCGGCCUAGUGUCACUAGUGACACAUGUGUAUCACUACUUAGAUGCCUACAUAGAUGCUUAGGAAAUCCAGUACCCACAGUCUUGGGAUUUAUAAUGGAAAUUUUGUUGACAUUGCAAGUAAUGGUGGAGAAUAUGGAGCCAGAAAAGGUGAUCCUCUAUCCGCAACUUUUCUGGGGUUGUGUUGCCAUGAUGCACACAGAUUUUGUUCAUGUUUACUGCCAGGUGCUUGAGCUCUUUUCACGUGUGAUUGAUCGUUUAUCAUUCCGUGAUAGAACAACAGAAAAUGUGCUUCUUUCAAGUAUGCCGAGGGAUGAACUUGAUACUGGUGGUGACAUUGGAGAUUUUCAACGAAUUGAAUCUCUAGCAUCAUCCAGUGGGAAUCUGCCAACAUUUGAAGGGGUGCAGCCUCUUGUGCUUAAAGGGCUCAUGUCAACUGUUAGUCAUGGUGUCUCGAUUGAGGUUCUCUCACGGAUCACAGUGCACUCAUGUGACUCUAUAUUUGGAGAUGCAGAAACAAGGCUCCUAAUGCAUAUCACAGGCUUACUUCCUUGGCUCUGCUUGCAGCUCAGCAAGGAUUCAACAGUAGCACCUGCUUCACCGUUGCACCAUCAAUGGCAAAAGGCUUGCUCUGUCGUAAACAACAUUGCACUUUGGUGUCGAGCAAAAUCAUUAGAUGAAUUAGCCAGUGUCUUUGUGGCUUAUGCUCGAGGAGAGAUCAAAAGCGUAGAGAACCUCCUUGGUUGUGUCUCACCACUAUUAUGCAACGAAUGGUUUCCAAAGCACUCAGCUCUUGCUUUUGGGCACUUGCUACGACUAUUGGAGAAAGGGCCAGUUGAGUAUCAGCGUGUGAUACUGCUCAUGCUCAAAGCUUUGCUCCAGCACACUCCCAUGGAUGCUUCCCAAAGUCCGCAUAUGUAUGCAAUUGUGUCCCAACUGGUGGAGAGUACAUUGUGCUGGGAGGCACUGAGUGUGUUGGAAGCUCUUUUGCAGAGCUGCAGUUCCUUGCCAGGUUCCCAUCCACAUGAGCCGGGGUCAUAUGAAAAUGGUGCUGAUGACAAGAUGCUUGUGCCUCAGACCUCCUUUAAAGCUCGGAGUGGACCCUUACAAUAUGCAAUGGGAUCAGGGUUUGGGGUAGCUUCAACAUCAGGUGCACAAGGUGGAAUUGAAUCAGGAAUUCCACCUAGAGAGGUUGCUUUGCAGAACACACGCCUGAUCCUGGGGCGAGUACUAGACAACUGUGCUCUAGGGAGGAGGAGGGAUUACCGUAGGCUGGUCCCUUUUGUAACUAGUAUUGGAAACCCCUGAUGGAAAUAUAUUUAUCAAGUGUAAAUGUACAUUAAUUGUAGUACUUGUGAAAUAUUAGGUUCUGGUUUUGUAAAUAGGCAUCACAAAUUAAGAGGGUUUAGUUAGUGACCUAAUAUUCUUGUUGUCUCAGUAUUGCAAAGGCCUCAUUGUCAAGUCUUGUUUUAGCUAAUCAUAAUUGCUUUCCUGCUU